AUGGGGCUUCUGUCCGUUCCGUUCAAGAAACCUUCAGAGGUGGACAUUGCUAAACCGCUGAAAACGCUCGUGCAGAGCAAUUACCGAAAUCUCGAGCCCCAACAACUCACCGUCAUUAACGAGGCGAUAUCGGAGUUGAACCAGCUUCGCAACACCGCCGUCUGGAAGGUGUUUGACAAGCAGGAAUCCAGCUUGGAGGUUAACUAUCGCUAUUACGAUCAGCUGUGCGCACUGGAAUCGAAAAUUCCGGCACAGGAGUUACAGGUACCGUUCAAAUGGAAGGACGCCUUCGACAAGGGGUCCAUCUUUGGGGGUCGCAUCAGUCUAACACUUACAUCGAUCGGUUACGAAAGGACGUGUGUGUUGUUCAACCUAGCAGCGCUACAGAGCAACGUGGCCUGCAGCCAAAGCACAGACAACGACGAUGGCUUAAAGCUGGCGGCGAAGAUGUUCCAGCAAAGUGCAUCUAUAUUUUCCUUCCUGAAAACGCUCGCCUCAGCCACGAUUCAGGGCGAACCGACACCUGAUCUGUCCCAGGACAGCCUGACCGCCCUGCUAAAUUUGAUGUUGGCACAGGCGCAGGAAAUGUUCAUCAUGAAAGCGAUCAACGAUAACAUGAAGGACCUGGUUAUUGCAAAGCUGUGCGCUCAAUGUGAGGAACUCUACUCCGAGACACUUCGGUCGAUGCAGCGUGAUGGCGUGCGAGCGUUGUGGGAUAAAGACUGGAUUCCACAGGUUGCCGGACGACAGGCGGCAAUGCACGCACUCACGAUGCUCUUCCACAGUAAGGUCUCGCAAGCGAACAAGGCGUUCGGGGAGGAAAUCAGCCGUCUGCAGAAAGCCGUUGAGCUGUUCAAAACUGCUCAGUCCCGUGCCUCGAACCCGACGCUGUUUCAGGAGUACGCCAGCCGGGCCCAGAAAAGCCUGGCAGCUGCGAUCAAGGAUAACGACUUUAUCUACAACGAAAUCAUCCCAGACGUGAACCAUCUGCCCGGUCCGGGAAAGGCCCAACUGGCAAAAGUGCUCCCGAUGGCGGCGCAUUUGAGCGAAAACUUUAGCGAUCUGUUUACCGCGCUCGUACCGGUGGCGGUCAACCAAGCGAUGGCCGCUUGCGAGGGUCGCAAAUCGGAGCUGGUCAACGGGGAAAUCAUGCGACUGCGGGAGGGUACGACAGCGCUAAACGGGCUGCUCUCGAGCCUGAACCUACCGGCCAUUGUUGAAGUGACGGCAUCCGGUGACAACUUGCCCCCGUCGUUGCAGGAAAAGGCAGCAGCGGUGCGCGAAAAAGGAGGUAUUGCGGAUCUGAAGGCGUUGAUUAAUCGACUGCCGGAGCUGUACACACGUAACAAAGAAAUUCUCGAUGAAGCGUUUCGGAUGCUCGACGAAGAACGUGACUCCGAUAAUCAGCUGCGGGCGCAGUUUAAAGACAGAUGGACGCGCACACCCUCGGACAAGCUGUCGGCAACGUUCCGUGCGAACGGCGAAAAGUAUCGCACCAUCAUCGACAACGCUACGAGCGCGGACAAGGUUAUACGGGACAAGUUUACUUCCCACCAGCGUGGUCUCGAGAUCCUGUCGAUGACGGCCGACCAGCUGAUGAAGGAAAUCCCCUCGGCGGGAGCUGGCGCAAGCGCUCAGGCAGCCAACUCGUCGUCGGCACAACACUUGCGCUCGUUGAUGGAAUCCGUCGAUACGUUGAAAGCCGAGCGUGAGUGCAUCGAAUCAGAACUAAAAUCAUUAACGAUCGAUCUGAAGGAGCGCUUCCUGGGAGCACUCUCAACUGAGGGCGUCAUUAACGAGCCAGCCAUCUCACUGGCUGAGAUUGGGAAGUUAAUUGGGCCGCUGCAGGAACAGGUCGGCGAAACGCUCGCCCGCCAGCAGGCCCUGUCGGUGGACAUCCGCGAGUCGCACGAGAAGUUUGUCUCCGAGUCCGGUGUCUCGACAGAUCAGCGCGAUCAGACGCUGUCGCAGCUGGCUGCCGCGUACGACGUGUUUACCGAGUUGCAGGGCUACCUGAAGGAGGGCGAAUCGUUCUACAACGGUCUGACGGAGAUUCUGCUCGUGUUCCAGAGCAAAAUCAGCGACUUUUGCUUUGCGCGGAAAACCGAAAAGGAGGAACUGAUGAAGGACCUGACUCACGAGUCGAGUCGCCAGGCACAGGUCGCGGUCACUCCAGUCAUUCCUACACAUCACACGUCUACCACGGCGUCAAGCAGCGAGCCUACCAGCAGUGCGGCCAGUGCGCCUGGCGCUAGUGCACCUACUGCUGCUUCAGCACCCGGCGGUGUGGCGGCUCCAUAUCCCCACCAAAUGCAAGGCAUCCCGAUGGCCGGUUACGGGGGCGGUGUAGCACCAAUGGCCGGUUUUACCGGGUACGUACCACCACCAAUGCCACAAGGUUUCAACCCAUACGGAACACUGCCUUAUCCGUCAACGUAUACCGGUUUCCCGGCAGCUUCAAUGGUACCGCCGGCAUACUACGGCACAUAUCCGGGAGCGUACGGUGCCCAGCAUCAACAGCAGCAACUACCCCCGGGAGCUCCAGGAGCACCAAAUCCUAAUCACCCCCCGAUGGGAUGGUAAAGUGUGGUGUUUGUCCACGGAAAAAUACACGCUUGUGCGCACAUACACACGCGUAAAGUACGCGGACACACAACUUUCAGACCAGGCGGAGUUGUACGGCAAGAUAUUUGAUGUGUAAUACACAACGAAGGCGAUACUUCGAGCUCCAGAGUUGCUUUACAUUUAUAUUUUCUAUCGAAUCAGUUAACCUCCUACACUCAAACGCGUACAUGCAAUGGUGAACAACCGGUUUAUAAACGAAUCUGUGACAGUCGGAUAAAAUUUCUUGUUUUUUACCUGUUUCCCGUAGCAUAAAUACUGACGCUAAAUAAAAGUAUAAUUAAACAUUGAUACGCGUAUCUGAAAUGGGGUAAACUUUGCACAACUUGCGAAGAGCACAACGAGGAGUUAUCAGUUAGCAUGCCAGCAUGCCGGAUGAUCGUGUGCAGGUUGUUCAAUUAAUAAUUUAAACUAAAUGUGUCCGCAUUUAGCGUCGGGUCGUUUAUUCAAUUAGAGCUAAUUUUGUGUCCAACAAAGUAAUAAGACAAAUGUGACCGGGUGCGGCCAAAGCCACAUAUUGACAAAUUGAGUUGAUAAAAUUGGGCAAAAAAAAUGGAAUGAAAUUUCAGGAUGUUUAAACAUACUAGCAUAGUGCUCGAUCAAUAUACGUAGA
Molecule: messenger RNA, 3235 nt
Organism: Anopheles nili
Lineage: Eukaryota; Metazoa; Arthropoda; Insecta; Diptera; Culicidae
Gene: ALiX
Product: programmed cell death 6-interacting protein
Exons: 4
Coding region: 1-2583 (860 amino acids)
Biological process (GO): mitotic cytokinesis
Cellular component (GO): endosome
Molecular function (GO): protein binding
Source: RefSeq, a predicted model, not a curated record